This is a messenger RNA of Anopheles nili, 1056 nucleotides long. It is a transcript of the gene G6P, whose product is annotated as glucose-6-phosphatase catalytic subunit 1. Gene Ontology annotation, biological process: gluconeogenesis; glucose 6-phosphate metabolic process. Lineage: Eukaryota; Metazoa; Arthropoda; Insecta; Diptera; Culicidae. The coding region runs from base 1 to 1056 and encodes 351 amino acids. Gene Ontology annotation, cellular component: membrane. Gene Ontology annotation, molecular function: glucose-6-phosphatase activity. The transcript is spliced from 6 exons. The record is from RefSeq and is a predicted model, not a curated record.
AUGAAACUGUUCGGCUAUCUUUUAAAGAGUGAGAUCUAUCAAAUUAUUUAUGUCCAGGAUGUUUUCUCGCGCUAUGAAGAGUUUUUAGCAGCCGUUACUAAGGUGUUUGACCCGAAAAUACUGUUCCUUACCGUUAUUCCGCUUGUGGCUGGUCUUAAUACUACCCUUUACUCAAAGCUGCUACUUAGCGUCCUGUUAACCGAGUACGCCAACACUAUUGUUAAAUGGAUAUUAGCAGAAGAUCGUCCUUUCUGGUGGUUGAACGAGACUAACGAAUUUUCUUCCUUGAACCGUCCUAAAAUAUAUCAAAAUGAGCUGACAUGUGAACCAAGCCCGGGAAAUCCGUCCGGCCAUCUAAUGACCUCCACGACCUAUCUUUUUGUGAUAUUCUCGGUGCUAGAGGAAUACUUGAGAAAAUAUGGAAAAUUUCCAAUUGUUGCACUACGCUCCGUUUACUACGGUACACUUUUCUUCAUAUCUAUCUCGCGGAUGUAUUUCGGCUGCCACUUUCUGCAUCAGUGCAUUAUUGGCAUUAUUCUGGGAAUCGGUAUGAGCAAAGUGUGUCUGUCCCAUCGUUUUGAAAAAUAUAUUGCUAAACAAACGGGCAAGCGAAGAGUAGGAUGCGUCGUGCUUAUAUGCACGAUUUUGAUGGUUCUAUAUGGGACUCAAAAACUGCUUGGCAUCGAUCCACAGUGGGCAGUAAAAAUGGCUUUCAAAUGGUGUGAAGAUCCUUUCUAUUUGAAACCGACCACAACGCUUGUAUUUAGCGUUAUUCGCCUUACAGGGUCUUUAUUAGCGUUUGCCUUGGUAGGACCUGUACAGAAAGCAAAGCCGCUUAAUUAUAAGCUAAGUAUACCGAUGGUGAUUAUCAUGAUGGUGUUCGAAUGGUUUGCACUGCACUUUACGCCGCGCAACUACGGGGUUGUGAUUUACUUCUUAUACAGCUUUUUGCUUUAUUUUAUAUUCACUUACGCAUAUCUGCGCUGGGUACCUGCUCUAGCUGGACAGGACAUCCGUUUAUCUCGACAUGAUAGAAGCAAAUCUAAAUCUAACUAG